Messenger RNA from Ciona intestinalis (vase tunicate), 912 nucleotides. Its product is annotated as cyclin-Q. The record is from RefSeq and is a predicted model, not a curated record. NCBI's taxonomy places the organism in Eukaryota, Metazoa, Chordata, Ascidiacea, Phlebobranchia, Cionidae. Gene Ontology annotation, molecular function: cyclin-dependent protein serine/threonine kinase regulator activity. Gene Ontology annotation, biological process: regulation of transcription by RNA polymerase II.
UAUAGUAAGAGCACUCAUAACCGGCACUAAGUACUGUAUUACCCCUACUUUCGUUUCUGCCUUAAUUACAGUGAGUGUUACGCUAUUUUGCAGAAUGGACAGUGAUCAAAAAACACACAUUGAAGUAGUUAAAUUCAUUGUGAAAUGCUCUAUAAAACUCAGUUUGCAGGAUGCUGUUCAAGCCAGCUCCAGUAUUCUUUAUCACCGAUUCUUUAAACACUGCUCUGUGGAGGAAUAUGAUCCAUACACCAUAGCAGCAACGGCCAUUUGUCUUGCAACAAAAGUAGAAGAACAACACACCAGAUUGAGAGAUAUUGUAAAUGUGUGCCAUCGAACAUGUCACCCUGAUUUAAAACCAUUGGAACUAGACUCUGAAUUUUGGAACCUGAGAGACACUAUUGCAUCAUGCGAAUUAUUGAUGUUGAGAGUGUUGAAGUUUAAUGUAACAUGCAUACACCCACACAAGUAUCUCCUGCAUUACCUGAUGUCCCUAUCACACUUGUUUACCAGGACAGAGUGGCUAAAAAGCAUGGUCAGCGAUGUGGCAUGGGCACUUUUAAAUGACAGUUACAUCUCAAACACAUGUUUAAACCACGGCCCAGAAAUUUAUGCAAUCUCUGUCAUAGACUUGGCACUGCAAAGUUGCAAAAUUAAAGUGCCUCUUAACGAACACGCAGAUAAAAAAUGGUGGCAAGUAUUUUAUGAAGCUGCAACCAAGGAAGCAAUGUUAAUGGUUCAACGUGACAUCGCACAUACAAUAAACCUAGCAAAUUCUAUUGCGCAAAACAACAACAAAAAUCAUAAGUAAAAGCCUAUCUUUUAACGAUUGCAAAUUUUUUCAGUUGCCUAAAUAAAAUUAUGAUUUUAGAAUAUCCUGUAUUGCAACCAGUAACCAGAAGAUAUCAUACACAC